UGCAGUUCGCAUCUCUCUGGGAGUCACUAACUGGAUAUGUCUGACCGGGGGAAAGGACUGGCUGAAGAGGAGGUGAAGAGAUAUAUCUAUCGCAACCUAGCCAUGUUCCAUCGCGUCCAAGUGAACCAAAUGAUCCACUUGCAAUGUCUCACCGAAACAGACCGGCAAAAGAUCAAAGCCAACUGCGCCAACGAAGGAAACAACGAGACCACGUUCCUUUUCUUCCAACACUUGUGCUGCAGGGAAGGCUGGGUGAUGUACUUCAUAAAAGCUCUCCGCGAACAGCAGAUGGGCGACUUGGCUGACAAGCUGGAACGCAUCUAUCGCAGCAGACUCCUUCCCCCCAGGACCCCUCCAGCGGCUUCAGCACCCCCAGCUGCCAGUCGGCCUUCGGCUCCGCCUCUCCAGCCUGACGUGAGUGAGCUGAGUCGCCCUGAAAACUUUGUUGAGGAAGCCCUUCCGUGGUCUCCCUCGCGAUCGGCCGCUUCAUCUGCCAAUCUGCCCCCCCAGGAUAUGGGGGAUUACCGGACUCCCGUUCAAGAAAACAGCCAUCCGGUAGCUUCUCGGGGAUCACCCGAAAACCAGACGCAGCUCUUCAGAGAUCCUCCAGCAAACGGUGCCCAGUCGCCCCUUAAGCCUCUGCUUCCAGUCCCCGACCCCGAACGUCUUCUGCCUUCGGAUUUGGACGGAUCCUCUUCCGUCGAAAGAAAAUUGCCCAAGCCUCGUAGGGAUGUUUCAGCCGCUGGAGGCGAUGCUCCCUCGCGUGACUUUAAGCUUCCCGUGGAAGAGAAAAUGGAAGAAACCACCGGAACGGGUGACUUGGCAGGCGGGUCGCAGUGGGGGAUGGAGCCUCGGUCUUCAGCUGUUGGGGACCGCAAGAGAGACGGCCGCAUCUUUCACAGCAACUGUAGUGAGAACGAUCUGCCUUCCAAACCGGGGAUUCUGUCUUCAGAUCUUGCCGCAGAGCCCAGCAAGCUCAGCUCAGGUGAUGCUGGAGAGACCCCCAGUAUGUAUUCCGGGUCAUCGGAAAGAUUACGUAUGAGCACGAGCGACAGCGACCCCAUUUUGAUGAGUGAAAACAGCUCAGCCGGCCAUUCCAUCCCGAGCAUCACACGGGCGAGCGUUGCUGUUGGCGCUACUCUUCCACCCGAGGUUGGCACUGAUGAAGAAGACACGUCCUUCAGGAGUCACCACCUGCUCAUGGAGAAGAAUCCAAGUAUGGAUCUCAUGGAGGUUCCUAAGGACGGGGCCUUUUUGCGACGUUCCCCGAGGGCUUUCCCAGAUUCAACAUCUGACGGUCAACCAUUGAACGAAGCCAAGGACCCCCAGGCGGGCCCUCCUCUCCCAAAGAAGAAAGUUGAGCCUGAUGAAGCGGCCGCUUCAAGUGACUUUCGGAUGGUUGUGGUGGCAUUGGCUCUGGCGGUUCUGGCAAGUGCUGCUUUUGUGCUGUAUAAGAAGAAAUAAGCACCGGAGUGACCGAUCGGUUGCUGACCGAACUGAAAUUCACACCCAGCCACCGUCUCUUCCUACCGUUGCUUGAUCCUCUACGGAAAGGAAGCACAAGGGAACUUGCUUUCUUUAGAUCGCUUUCCGCCACCGAUGCGUGAUACUCCCGCAAGCGUUGAACUCUUAUCCUCACAACAUGCCUUGCUGAUUUUCUCUGGUCUGCCUUUGGGUCACUAAUGACGUCUUUGGAUGCAGGUUUAUUUUAGAUCGGUCAGUUCAGUGGCCUAUUCCCCCCCCUCCAAAUAGCCAAGCAGAUCAGAUCUAGGACUUUUCUCAGAAAUUACAGGAAAACAAAAAUCUGGACAUCAAAGCAAAAUCCUGACCGAUCGCUUCCACAUAGUUGGCGAGGGAAUUGCAGGAUCUCGGCGGAGUUUCUUUUUCUAGAAAAAGGUCAUAUCGCAAAGAAUACACCGGCUGACGUGGAGGAGUGACCGGCUUCCUGAUUUCAGUGGGUAGGUCUCUUUGAGGUGGCUUAGAAAAGAAAAAUUUAGCAAGCAACAUCUUCACUAUGUCCUGAAUACGACGUUCUUUGGGUACGCAAUAUGUUGUUGCUGUAUCCUUAGAAACGAGCAUCCGGUUCUUCAGCUCGGUUUUUUUCUGGAAUUAACAUCCGCUUAGGGGAUUUAGGGGAAAGCAGUGGACUUCACUGAACUGUUUGGGAAUCCUUGUUCUUCCUUUUCUGUUUCUUGGAAAGGAGAAGCAUUAGAAGUUUGUUCUACGAUUAUUACAGGAACACCCUGUAACUCGGAUGGCUGCUUGCUGGAAUUAUAUCCAUUGAUGCCAGUGGAAACGGGAAAUUCUUCAUUCUGUUUUUUGCGGAUGUUAUUUUUUUCUUCUGCAGAAGAGGUUAAGGUGUCAUCUUUGGAAAGUUGUUUGUUCCCGGCCAUUAAAUGACACCUAGUCCUCGAUUUAAGGACUGUAAUGAAAGAUGAUAGAUUGAGAUUAGUUUGCUUGCAGCGUUCCUGUGGUCGAACGGUCAUAAGCAGGGGUGGGCUUCAAAUAAUUUAACAAUCGGUUCUUUAACUGGUUGCUGAGCGGGCAUGGCCUAGUCCACCUCCUGCACCACCCUGGGAGCAAAAAUGAGCCACGGGGGAAAGGCCAUUUUCGCUCUCCCCGGGCUCUGGAGGCCAGAAACGGGCUCGUUUCCGGCCUUCCGGAACUUUCGGGAGGCCUGUUUUUCGCCCUCCCCGGGUUCCAAAGGUUUUCCUCGCGCUUCCAGGAGGGCGUAAAUGGCCUCCCCAGGCUCUGGAGGCUCUCUGGGCCCUUCUGGAACUUCCAAGAAGCCUGUUUUUCACCCUCCCCGAGCCUCUGCAUGGGCCCUGCAUUUACUUGCGAUCCAAAACAGACCAAGGCAGGGGAGGAGCAGGGUGUGGUGGGUGGGUGGGGCCAGCCAGGGGUGGGGUUUGCUGAACUGGCCAUAAAAUUAACAACCGGUUCACCUGAACCGGUGUGAACCGGUAGCAGCCCACCCCCCUGGUCAUAAGGCGAGGACUACCUGGUACCCAAGGUGACCAGAUUCCACCCUGCUGAGAAUUUGGGAAGACAUGAAGGCUUCGUUGCUUGCCUUUGCUUAAUGAGCAAGUUUUCCUAAAAACGAGAAGCAGGAAAUUCUGGGGACUGAAAGGCACAGAUUGCUAAGUGUAAGAAACACGGAUUCAGUGUGUUAUGUGUACCCAUAUAUGCACUGUCUCCCCAGGAGCUCAUCCGGGUGUGUCCAUUCACACGACUUGUGUAUAUGUGUUGAUUCAAACUGAUCAUGGUUCCUUUUUUUUUUUUUAAAGUAGCGUUUUCUUUCUACUUCUGACAGACAGUCAGCCCAAGUUCUACUUUUCUUACAUUUAUUUCUUUCCAACGUUCUGUAGCGUUGGGAAAAUUAAAGCACCGAAACUUCCGAAUCGAAUAGCUUUCUUUCCGGUCAUUAACCAGAAGAAAGAACGAAGGGGAAGCGGGGGGGGGGGGGGGGGAUAGUUUUAAACUAUCCAGGACAUUCAAAAAUAAAUGAGGAGUGAUGCAUAGAAAAUAUGCU
Notechis scutatus (mainland tiger snake) is the source of this 3532-nucleotide messenger RNA. NCBI's taxonomy places the organism in Eukaryota, Metazoa, Chordata, Lepidosauria, Squamata, Elapidae. The record is from RefSeq and is a predicted model, not a curated record.